AACAAAAUCGUGCCAAAUAACAAAAAUGGUGCUCGAUCAGCAGCGCACAAACCUGCGAAUGCACGUCGUCCAGCGCUUCCAGUCACUCACUGCCCAGCUCAACGACGCCAACAGCCGCAUCGAACAGCUCACCAGCAGCCUGCAGGAAACACAUGACAGUGAAGCCCGCGAACUCAUCGAGACCAAGCUCAAGGAACAGACCCGUCGUCGCGCCACGUUGGAGGCCAAAAUCGAGAACGACCUCGUUCCAAACGAUCCGACGAACGAGCGCCUCAAGCCAGCGCGCCCAAUCUUCAUUUGCGAUGCGUGCCGUGUGGAGCUGCCUUCUCCGUUGCGCUUCCAUUGCGCCGAGUGCAACUACGAUUUGUGUCUGGCGUGUGCUGGCGUCCAGGCCAAACCAGACCAACGACCCGACGAUACUGACGGCCAAAACAAGCGAAACGACGACCAGCCAAUUGAGAGCAAGAAUGUGUCAGCUCACCACAAGGAAUCGGCGACAACCGAGCAGACGCAGCCAGCCAAGACCAAUAAUGUUGUCGAAAACCGUGGAGAAAACCUUGACCAACGACAGCGACCGGCUACGUCGUCGUCCGAUUCCGCAACAAUGAAAACUGCACCCCAUUCGGACAACCACUUCAUGUACUUUGACCCGGAGACAGUCACAGAGACAGUGGAGCGCAUCAACAAGUGCAAGUCGAUUGCCGAGACAUGGACCACGGCGCUCGAUCUGCACAGCUGGCGCCCGUCCUUUGGGUUUCGGAGGCCGCUACCGGCAUCACCAACAUCUUCAUCAUCAUCAUCAUCAUCAUCGGCCAACAACGAGCUGGAAUUCGAACCCGAGUUUCGUUGGAUUACCAUGCGCACCUUGCACACGCUCGUUCGUCAGUUUGCGGCGGGCUUGGUCCACCUGCUCCACCCAAAGCAGCCGCCGUCGACAAUGAAAACCGACGACGACGAGAUUCUGCAGCACCAGACCUUCGUGGCCAUCUGCGGAUUCAACCGUCUCGAGUGGUUUAUUGCCGACUUUGCCUGCGCCAUUCUGGGCAUUGUCGCCGUGCCCAUUCAUACGGCAAUUUCCUCGCUCGCCGAUCUCGCGCACAUUCUCAACACAUCGAACGUCGAAGCCGCUGUUUGCAGUGAUCGCGUGCUUCCUGCGUUUUUGCGUGUGCAGCAACAAUGCCCUCAGCUCAAGUUUGUCAUCCGAAUGGUCGGAAUCUACCCCCGAAGUGCCUUCUUGUUGUCUCAGCCGAACAGGGACGAAAACCACCCACAUUCCUUCCACAAGCAGUUCACCGCUCCUGCUCAACUGACCGCUGCAGAAAUCAGCCAAGUUGUUGACGUGGACAUUCUUCCUGUCGAGACGAGCGCUCUGGAACCCUUCAUCCAAACGCUUCAAGACGAACUUGUGGCCAUGCAGGCCGCGGGAGCUGCUGUGCAAACGGCGACGCUAAUCCCGUUCACGGAUGUUCUCGAAUGCGGUCGGCUGCAUCCAAGUCCUAUCUAUGCCGAGCCGAGCGCUGCGCUGACUGCUCUGAUUCACACGAGCGGAAGCACGGGCCGCCCGAAAGGUGCCAUGAUGACAAGCCGAAUCUGGCGCGGGUUUAUCGUUCACUCGAGCAUUCAUGGAAAUGACCCUGCCGUGUCCAUCACCAAAGACCCACUGUCGCACAUUUCCGACAGGCAGGAUGUCCACGGCGAUCUUUCUCAUGGCUACCGCAUCGGCAUUCUAAGCAGCUUGGCAAACGUGUUUGACGACAUCAGGCUGCUGUCUCCAAACUACAUUGCCUCAACGCCGCGCAUGUGGAAUGUGCUCUACUCGCAGUUUCAGCAUGCGCUUGCCAUUGACACGGCAAUUGAGCAGACUAAACUGCAGGCUGGUGCUUCUGGUACUGCUGCUGGUACUGCACUGCCCUCCUCGCUGCCAACAUCGGACAUCGCGGUGGAGGUUCGCAAGCGGACUUUGGCGCGCUUCAAGCAGUCGCUUGGGCAUCGACUUAAUUAUGCAGCCAUUGGUGGUGCCCUACCCAGCGAGCGUGUGCUGGCGUGGAUGCGGGAGUGCUGGGGACCCACCGUCGUGCGCACCGGGUACGGCAUCACGGAAGCUGGCUCGGUGGCGGACAACGAUGGCAAGCUCUAUCCGCACGUGCAGUGGAAGCUCGUAGAUGUGCCCGAGCUGGGUUACUUUAAAACCGACUUGCCGUUUGGCCGUGGCGAGCUUUUGGUUCAAUCUACCGCCCUCAUUCCGGGCUACUUUCGAAACGAAGAAGCCACAACGGCUUCGUUCGAUCCCGAAGGCUGGUUCCGUACUGGCGAUAUCGUGGAACUCCUCGAAGAGUACCCUGCCAAGGUGCGCAUUAUUGACCGUCGCAAGAACUUUUUCAAGUUGUCCCAAGGUGAAUUCGUGUCUCCACCCAAUCUGGAAAACACAUUCUUGGAGAGUCGCUUUGUCAACCAGAUUUUCGUGACACGGGGAUCUUACUCUGACUUUGAUGACCAAGUCGCUGUGGUGGCCAUCGUCGUUCCGCACGUAGCGAAUUGCAUUGCAUGGCUGCAUCAGCACCCCACAUCAGCUGCCGGUCAGGACCAGACGUUCUUGCUCAAGUUGCCACCUUCUGAAAUGGUUGCAGCGCUUUGCCAAAACACCGAGUUUGCCGACGCAGUCAUGGCCGACAUUCGUGCUGUCGGAACCGCGUCCAAUCUGCAGGCAUUUGCCCUCCCGUCUGCCAUCCAUCUCGAGUCCACAGAGUUUUCCGUUGACAAUGGUCUCUUGACACCGUCUGGCAAGACAGCGCGGCCCGCCCUCGAGCGCCAUUACAAACCGGUUGUUGCAGAAAUGCUACGCGCGCACGCCCACGUCCGCGCUGCGGAUGAGUCUCGCGUCAUUGAGCAACAGCUGCUUGACUUGUUCCGUGCCGCUCUUCCUCAGCAAAGUGAACAGUCGGCGGCCACGACGGCGAGUCUGCCGCCUUCCGCCACCUCGUUCACGCGUUCCGGUGGGGAUUCCAUGUCGGCCGUGCGCCUUGUACAAUCAGUCAAGGACAAGCUGAGCAUUGAUCUGCCCUUGGAGCUUGUGCUGAGAAACGACUUGACCAUUCCUCAACUGAUUGGCAUUGCCAAGAGCACCUUGCAGCAACAGCAUCAGCAACCACCUAACCCCGUGCAAUCGCACCGCGCUCCUAUGAGCGAUGGUGCCUCGUCGUCAGUCAAUGCACUUCGCGAGGCGAGCAUUGGCCAGAUGCUGUCCGACUCGUGGCUUCCGUUCAACACAGCACCCUCGGAUUUGAUCUGCGCACUCACUCGGUCCUUUGAAGCCAGCGACUCGAAUGUGGUAAUGAAGCUCGAGCAACAUGUGGCACAGGCGGGUCCAGAUCCGUACAAGGACGUUCCGCUGCCGCUGACCAAGACUGGCAAGGAUGACUCGGAGCAGUACCUGAUCGGCCCUCGUGUGGCCGUGCUGACGGGUGCCACGGGCUUUCUCGGGGCUCAUUUGCUCCACUCGCUGCUCGAGCAGCGCGAGCCUUUGACGAACGCCUUUAGCUAUCGACAAGUGGUGUGCAUCGUUCGCGCAGAAUCGGACGCUGUGGCAGCAGAACGGGUCGAGCAAGCCUUAAAGUCCUUCUCGCUUGUGAUACCUGGCAACAGUGCCGACACGCCUCUGGCAUCCAGGCGGUGGCGCGCUGUUGCAGGCGAUCUCGAAAAGCAGGAUCUCGGGUUUGCAACGCCAAACGUCAUUUCCACCAUCCUUGCCGAAAUACACAGUGCUGAGCAUCCAGACGACCCCCUGACUGGCAGCGAGUUUGCAGAGCUGGAUGCUCGUGAGCUGUGCGACAAGCCGCGCGUGAGCGACGUGUUCCACUGUGCGGCCCAAGUCAACCACGCCAAACCCUACACUGAACUGCGCCAGGCCAAUGUGCUUGGCACCUGGCAUUUGCUUCAGUUUGCCUUGGAGCAGAGCAAGCCUCAGAUGAAUGCCGCCCAGUCUGCUGCGGUCGAUCAGCAGAGGGAGGAGCACGCAGGUCAAGAUCCUGCUGCUUUGGCGUCCGUGCCGCUUCACGUCUUUUUGGAGCAGCAGCCGUGCUGGUGGCGUCGCCCUGUGCGCUUCCACAUGGUCUCGACCGAGUCCGUCGGCGUGAGUUCUGCCACGAUGGCCGAUCAGCCCGUCACCAAGGCUUACAGCACGUGCCGGGACUUGCUUCCGAAGCGUCGGCGCCUCAUCACAAACAAGAUGAUGAAUCGCGGCGGCUAUUCCCAGUCCAAGUUUGUGGCGGAAUGCCUCUGCGCUGCGGUGCGACACUUGCUGCGUGUUUUCAUUUACCGACCAGGAAUGAUCUCCUUCAGCACAGCCACUGGCCAACCCAACCGCAGCGACUGGUUUACGAGUUUGUUCUAUGCCUGCGCAGUGGUUGACUGUGUGCCCAGAACCCUGGUCCAGAUGUCUGUGAUUCCCGUGGAUCGAGUCAGCCAGGCCCUGGCUGCGCUCGCGCGUCACCCAGAUGGCGACUUUCUGCAGUUGAAUUUUGGCUCGAGCGCUGCCAGUGUCUCUGCAGCAUCUUCCUCAAAAGAAGCGACGCUAUCUGACGCGGCAGCCACCAGUUCGCCAUCAGCAGCGAUGGUGUUUGACGUAGCCGUCGCUGGCACGUCGUGCCAUUUAAAGCUACCCCUCUUCACAUUGGUCAGUGGAGUGACAACGCCGAUGGCCACCAUGCUGUCCGCCAUCUGGCCCUCCGAGUCCGGAACUGGCACUUCUUGUCGCCGACCAGACCUGCCGUUGAGCGAGUGGCGUGAUUUGGUGCUCGGGCGCUACUCUGAGCUGUGUUUGGCAAAAGAUGCAGUCUCAGCCGUCACUGUGAAGCGAAUGGCCGGAGCGCUGUUGCUGCUUGGCUCGGACGGGCUUCCAGAUGACACGGACGAGAUGGAGGAGGCUGCUCAGGCGGGCCAGCAUCUCGCUUUGCAGCUCCGAGAAGUCGGUGCAUCCGACACUGCCGGGCUCGUCACUACCGCAAUUCCAGCUGCGGCAUGGCAAAAGUUUGCGCAAGUGCUUUGAGCGGAAAAACUGAGGUUGACGUUUUGGAUGUUCACAGCGACUCUCAUUUGGGGGUUCUUUUGAAACCUUGGCAAAAUCAUUUCCGUUGAAAUUGCUGUUGGGAUGUGAAACCCUUCCUUGCCAAAUUGGUCUCUAUUGAUCACAAUGAAAUACGAAGUUUUCAAUUCA
Molecule: messenger RNA, 5212 nt
Organism: Capsaspora owczarzaki ATCC 30864
Lineage: Eukaryota; Filasterea; Ministeriida; Capsasporidae
Exons: 5
Coding region: 26-5044 (1672 amino acids)
Biological process (GO): long-chain fatty acid metabolic process
Cellular component (GO): endoplasmic reticulum; membrane
Molecular function (GO): zinc ion binding; long-chain fatty acid-CoA ligase activity
Source: RefSeq, a predicted model, not a curated record